Messenger RNA from Hypanus sabinus (Atlantic stingray), 9355 nucleotides. RefSeq names its product F-box/LRR-repeat protein 14. Bases 456 to 1658 code for a protein of 400 amino acids. The record is from RefSeq and is a predicted model, not a curated record. NCBI's taxonomy places the organism in Eukaryota, Metazoa, Chordata, Chondrichthyes, Myliobatiformes, Dasyatidae. Gene Ontology annotation, cellular component: SCF ubiquitin ligase complex. The transcript has 2 exons. Gene Ontology annotation, biological process: SCF-dependent proteasomal ubiquitin-dependent protein catabolic process. Gene Ontology annotation, molecular function: protein binding.
UCAGGUUUGAGUUCUGGUAGUGCAUUUCUUUUCUGUUUCCAAUUUCCGGGGACACCCCCGCAAUGGAAAAUGCUGCGCGCCUGCCAAGUUGGUUUGAAAAGAUCAGACAAAGGCCGCAGGAAGCCCUCCGGCUGCCGGGCGUGAGAGCUCCGAUGGGGGCUGGGAGGGUGGCAGUAAUUAAAACAACGCAGGUCGGCAGGCCCGGGGAUUUAUAUAUACGGGUGUGAUUUCCUUGGCCUUUGAGAGCGAUGCGAGGCUAGCCGGGCGGCCGAGUUUCGGAGCCGGCCUUUUGUGAUGCGCCGAGCCGCCGGGGCUGCUGGCUGCUCGAAUCCGACUGCGCAACCAGGCGGGUCACGUGACGCGGCCCCGGGAUCGCGAGCUGAUCGAUCGGCGGAGGCAGCGCGAGGGAGCAGGGAGAGAGAGGCGGAGGGGCCGGCGGCAGGCAGCGCGGAAACAUGGAGACACACAUCUCGUGUCUCUUCCCCGAGAUCCUGGCCAUGAUCUUCAGCUACCUGGACGUCAGGGACAAAGGGCGAGCGGCGCAAGUGUGCACGGCUUGGAGAGACGCUGCCUAUCACAAAUCCGUUUGGAGAGGGGUUGAAGCCAAGUUGCAUUUGAGGAGAGCCAACCCUUCCCUUUUCCCCAGUCUCCAAGCGAGGGGCAUCAGGAGGGUGCAGAUUCUCAGCCUUCGGCGCAGCCUCAGCUAUGUGAUCCAAGGUAUGCCCAACAUCGAGAGCCUGAACCUGAGCGGCUGCUACAACUUGACGGACAUCGGCCUGGGGCACGCUUUCGUGCAAGAGAUCCCGUCCCUGAACGUCCUGAACCUGAGCCUUUGCAAACAGAUCACCGACAGCAGCCUGGGUAGGAUCGCACAGUAUCUGAAGAAUCUGGAGGUGCUGGAGCUGGGCGGCUGCAGCAAUAUCACCAAUACAGGCCUUCUGUUGAUUGCCUGGGGCUUGCACAGACUAAAGAGCUUGAAUUUGAGGAGCUGCCGGCACGUCUCGGAUGUAGGAAUCGGCCAUUUAGCAGGCAUGACUAGAAGCGCUGCGGAAGGCUGCCUAAACCUGGAAUAUCUGACUUUACAAGACUGUCAGAAACUCUCCGACCUCUCCUUAAAACACAUCUCCAAGGGCCUGACCAAACUCAAGGUACUGAAUUUGAGUUUCUGCGGUGGGAUUUCAGACGCGGGUAUGCUACAUCUUUCACACAUGACGAGUUUGUGGAGUCUCAACCUAAGGUCCUGUGAUAACAUCAGCGAUACCGGCAUUAUGCAUUUGGCCAUGGGCAGCUUGAGACUGAGCGGGUUGGACGUUUCCUUCUGCGAUAAGAUAGGCGACCAGAGCCUGGCUUAUAUCGCGCAAGGCUUGUAUCAGCUCAAAUCGCUCUCCCUUUGCUCCUGCCACAUAAGUGAUGACGGCAUCAACAAAAUGGCCCGGCAGAUGCACGAAUUAAGGACCCUAAAUAUCGGUCAGUGUGUGCGGAUUACAGACAAAGGACUGGAACUCAUAGCUGACCAUUUGACCCAGCUGACGGGCAUUGAUCUCUAUGGCUGCACAAAAAUCACCAAAAGGGGUUUGGAAAGAAUAACGCAAUUGCCCUGCCUUAAAGUUCUUAACCUGGGACUCUGGCAAAUGACUGAAAGUGAAAAAGUGAGGUGAAAUUGUUUUUUUUUUCCUUUAAGAACACUUGUGUCUCACCGCCAUUGCUGUCAAAACAAGAGUAUUGUUUUUUUUUCUCCAAAAAUUAUGAUUCUUAAACGACAGAAAACAAAACAAAAAAAGUGAUCGUUCUGUUGUAACUCGCAAGAUUUCUUUCCACACUGUGCUAUCGAAAAAGUUGCAGUAUCCCCACCCUUCAACAGUUUUCAUAACAACAAAAAAAAGUAAUUCUGACAUUGGUCACAGUUGUUUCUGGAAAUUGGUUCAUACUUUGUUUCGUAGAUGGUAUGCAUAUUGCUGAUAGACACAUUCAAGGCUACCUCGUUUUUUUUUGUGUGUGUGCCCUGAAAUUGAGGAGUUGCACAGUAAUACCUGUGCCUGGAGCAACGUUACCCUCCCUUACUGGUUAGUCUACAGCGUUACUACCCUUUUUUUUUGGGACAAAAAAAAAUAUAUAUAUACUAACUAUUCAAAGAAAAUAAGUUGGCUGGAAAAAUACAAGAAAUCAUGAAGCACACGAGGCAGGUUUUUGAGGUCUUAGCUGCACCCAAGUCAGAAUCGCGAACUAUAGUUUUAUGGAGAGAAAAAGUACUGAAUCUGGAACCUAGACGCCUUGUUCUGGCAGCUGUGCAGGUUUUUUUUUGGUCGACAUUUACUCCAGUUUUUUUUUGGGGGGGGUGGGGAGGAGACUUAUUCCCCUUUUUUUCCUGAGAUUACGAAAGCCUAUUCUACCUUAAGUAGGGGGAGCUCGUCAAGUGAAGACUCAUCGAUUCCCGAGGACCGAUUGCCUGUAAGGGCCAUGACGCAGAGACAGGCAGUUGCUGAAGGAAAAAAAAUAUCCUGCUGAUCAACCUAUAUUUGAAUUGUACUGUAUGUGAAUUUGUAAAUGAUACUUAAACGUUUUAUAUUCUUACAGUAAACGUUAAAAAGCUGAUAUUUAUAUAAUAAAGACGGGAAAAUAUGAAGUAUGUUUUGGAAAAAAAAGAUAAGUGUCAGUGCCCAUUGUGUGAUCAUUUUGAAAAGUACGGUGGUGGAGUGGGCCAAUGGCGUCCUGUCAGGGACGAGAUGCAGUCGAGGCCAGGGCAGCUUUGUGGAGCGCAGCGCCGAUCCGGCUUCCAAUUCACCCGGAUGGCCUUGCUCUGCACAUUUUAGACACCGUAUGCUGCGACUUUCCAGAUGAUUUCUGGCGCAUUUUUUUUAUUAAAAGGGGGAAGCAGUAGCAGCAGGGAAGUUAAUGGGCAGGGCCAGCCUGGCGCUGCAUUGUUGGGUAAAGUUAAAAAGCUACAGUGCUCGCCUUUUCUGCCUGCCCACUCAUGCAUACCAAAUAGCUUAGUGUGCGGCUCCCCCAGGAUUCUCCGCCCGCCUGCUUGCCUGCCCAUGCUGUUUUUUUUUAAGCAUUCCUAUCCAGUUCCGAGUGCGCUUAAUCAACUUUUUUUUUCAAGCAGAAAGGAACAAGGUUACUCCUAAAUUGACUAGGCCUUAGUAUUAAAAAAAAUCAAAUAUUUGCACGGGAAAUAAGUUCUCCAAAUUGCAAUGGAUCCCUGAUUUUUAAAAAUAUUUACAAAUACCGUGUAAUAAUUCAAAAUUGUGCUUUUUUAAACUGCAGAAUACUUUUGCGAUGUUCUAAUAGAUCAGAAUUUUGGUUUCAACAGGCAUUUUAAUAUAGUAAAACAACUUGAUGAUUGAAUCUGGCGGGGGGGGGGGGGAGAGAGGGAAGAGAUUUUUACUCCCAUAAACCUCUACCCGCCCCCUAAAAGGCUGGAGUUUUCCAGCCACCAUUUUAAUAAAUACUCCUGCAAUUUUUUUUGAGAUGGGUAAUGGCUGCAGGAUGCAAAAGGUAUAUUUCUGGCAUAAUGGGGAACAUAUAUAAUAGCAAGUCAUCAGGUAAUUGAUUCAAACAGUCACAAUGAUAAAAUAAGUCAUCAGGUAAAAUGAUUAAAUAUUCUGUGAGCUGCUAAAAUGUGUCCUACCCUAUUCUAUCAUGCUCGUUUAUAUUUUUAGCAUUAAAAACUGACAAUUCAGUUGAAACUAAAUGUCAUAUAUUAACUUUAUUUUGUUUGACCCAAAGCUCAGCACAAAAAUGCUUAAAAUGUUAGAGCUUAAUACUAAAGCCUUUCAAAAUUAGGACAACAUGAAGUUGUCUGAAAUGGAGUAUUAAGAAGAUUUUUCAAAUGAAAGUAAAUGGCAGAAGAGACAAAUGAAUGCCGGUACUCUUAUGACAGUGUUUCUGUUGCAUACGGAAAAUCUAAAAUAACAGUAUUGAUCACCUUCGGUAGGCAAUAUCUGAAUGGGCUUAACAGGAUAUUCGAAUUCGAAGAAAGCAAAAAUUGAGAGGGGAGAAUACGUGGCCUAAUGUUGUCUUGCAUCAAAACCUAAUGAUUUCAGCUAGCUGUCACGUGAGCUAUUUCCAACAGUUUAAUUGUCAUUUUUAUAUCUGACACCAUUUCAACUAUUUGGCUAGCUCGUGGCCUUUAGGGAAGGAAAGGUAUCAUUUUUAUCUGAUCUGUCCAAUCCUAUGUGUCUAGACUCAUCAGUAUAAAGAUUAGCUUGUCACAGGUGCACUGAAAUAUACAGUUGAGUGUUGUUUGCAUCAUAUCCAUGAGGAUUUGCUGGGUAGCCUGCAAAUGUCGCCAAGCUUCCAACAGCAGCAUAGCAUGCCUACAACUCUCUCACCCUAAAGGUACGAAUUUGGAAUGUGGGAGACAUCCCGGCACCUGGAGAAACCCCAGGCAGUCAUGGGGACAGCUCCUUACAGAGCGUGGAGGAAAACGAACCCCGCUCUUACAGCUGGUACUGUACAGCUUUGCGCUAACUGCUACGCUAUAAUGCUGCCCCUGGUCACCUAUGCCUAAAUAGUGGAAUGGGAUUGAUAAGGUGGCUUUAAAAACCAACAUGGAAUCAAUGGACCCCUGUUCUGUUAUAAGAAAACUAGAAAUUUUUUUACAUUUAUAAGAUAGCGAAUUUUAGAGGGUGUGAGGACAAUUACUUGUAAUGCUGAAGUCAGAUUGAGGAGCUGUGUGCAUUAAUUAUCCAGUGAAAUUACCCUGGCUAGAGGACACGUGGUUAAUUACUCCAAAAUGUGAAUUGUCACUUUCCCAUUUUUAAAAAUUAAUAUUGAAAUAUAUUUUAGCAUUCUAGUCAUAAAGAUACAGGAAGAGAAAUGCUAGUGAUGUUCAGAGCCCAUAAGCGAACAAGCCAACUGAUUCUAUUGGGAUUUUUAGAACCUGUAUUUAAAAUUCACCAGUACUAAAUCUGCCAUCACAUCUAAUUCAAGCACUUGUGAAAAAAACUGAUCUCAAUUAAUUUUGUAUUUUGCAGUAAACAUUGAAAAACAUCCCUUCCAAAAGGGAAGAAAAUGGCUGACAUUUCUAUGCACAAGUCUGCAUAAGGCUGAGGAUCAGCUAGGAAAGUGCAUUUAUGUUUAGGGCAGGCUUAAGUACGUGCAAAGAGGCAGAAUAAUUUGAAAUUGACAUCCUAUAGUUCCUUACUCCUUAAAAAAACUCUGCAAUCUGAUCCAUUGCUAAUAAUCAUUUCUGCUAAAUUGCCAUUUCCUAUUGAAAAAUUGAAUGUGCUUUUUGAACGUGUCCAUUAACAUCAAAAAUGCGUCGAGGCAUCUUGCAACAACUACAGCUUUCUCAGAAGAAAGGGAAUAGUGCUGAAUCCCAGUACUAAUAUUUGACAGCUGGGAGUGUCAAGGAACCAGAAAUGUAUAGACAUACAAAACAAGUCAGGCCUGAAGGGAACAAAAGGAGACAUAUGGAGAGGGAGGAUCAAAUACAAGUGCAGAGAGGAAGUCCAGACAGAAUCAUUCAUGGCUCUGGAUAUAAAAGACAUGAAUCCAAGGUAUGAUAUAAAUAAUUUGGUCUAUAAAUUUUAUAGUUUGAAUACUAAUUUUAUCUUCAAAACUAACUAAUUAUUAAUGAAGAAAACAAAAGGUUCAAACAUGCUCAUGUAUUACAGCAGCCUGUGUGAUACUUAAAUCUCAUGUUUUGAAUGCAGGAUUGAAGUUUGAGUCGCUAUGCUUUUCAUAACGCAUUGGAAAUAAACACCACGGCAGUAUUAUGUCUGAACAUGCAGAAUUGUUAAGCAGGAAAAGACUAGCUGCUUCAUCAAGUCUGGGUGACUUCGCGGAUACAGAAUCUUUAAGGUUACACACUUCACCCCUCCUUCACCUUACGUUCACUUCUGGAAUCGUAAUUUUUUGGACAUUUUUAAAUUUCAGAACCAAUGAAGGAAAAUUUGCUACAAAUAAGUUAUCAUUUAAUCUACUCAAGAUUGAAACUAAAUGUUACCUAUAAAAAUUCUUACCUUUUAUAUCGUCCUGUCUCUAUUCCAAUCAGCAACUAGUCCAGGUUCCUCUUGAAGACAGGCAAGAAAUUGUGACCAACACCAUCAGACAAGACUGUCCUCCAAAAUUUCUUAAUUCUGUAGGAAAUACUUCAAUAUGUUGUCUAACAUCCGGCCUAUAUUUAUCUAAUACUUAGCUUAAUCUAUAUUCUACUCCUCCCAUGUCUGUUAUGCUGGAAUAGAAACAAACUAGGAACUCUAUCCAGCCCUUUAAUUAUUUUAUAGGCUCUCUUGUAUGACUUCUAAGUCUAUGCUGCUCUGAAGUAAAUAAGACAAGGUCCUUGAUCCUAUCUGGGUAUUGGUUUAAGCUAUGAAUCAUUCUAAUGGUUCUGCAUCAGAAUUUUCCUUCUUGAAUCUCAAGGAACCUGUGAUCAUUAAAACCAAGAUCUUUAUUUCACCCAGCCUCCUGCAGUAAUAUUCUUUGGAUAUAUAUUAAUGCCACAUUGGUUCUGUAAACAUACGUGAUAAUCAUUUUAUCCAAAGCAAAUAUCUAUUUAGUUCUACUUUGAUAAGGUGAUCAUUCAGGAUGACACAGUUCAUUCUGAAGGGCACAUGAUAUCUAAUGUCAUUGGCAUUACAUCUGUUUGAUCUCUCCAUAGCUUCUGAUAUGAUUGAAAAAAAUUGUCCUUUCUGCAAAUUUGUACCACUGUUCUUUAACUAUUACAUGUCUCCAUGUUCCAAUUUAGGGGAGUUUUUGGAGGUAAAAACAGAAUGGGUUUGGACAAUUACUGGGUGAUCUGGAGAAACAGUUUCACAGAAAAAAGGGGACAGAUUAAAAAUGAGGUGAUGAAAACAUAACGUCUAAAUUAUCUUUUGACUGGAUAGAAAUAGCAUUUCAGUCAUUACUGCAAUCCAAUCAUUGGGUGACAGAUGCAGACAAAUAAAAGUAACCAGUUUGACUCCUGGGAUGUAGGUUUGUUGUACAAAGAGAUAUUGAACGAACAAGGCAUAUACUGCCUCAAAGUUAGAAGAAUAAAAGGGGCUCAUAUUCAAAUGUACAAAUUUCUUAGAGUGUUAGACAUGUGAGAUGUGAAAUUGAUGUUUCCCCUGGUUGAAAUGUCAGGAACCAGGGGACACAAUCUUAAAGGCUUGGACAGUCAGGACCAAGUGGAUGAAAAAUUUCUUUAACCAAAAGUAGUGUAAUUUGGAAUUCUCUGCCCAAGUGAGUUGUGAAGGCUAGGUCAGUGAAUAUAUACAAGGCAGAGAUAAAUAUAUUUUUAAAUAUUAAAGGAUUCAAGAAACAGAGGAUUAGUGUAUGGAAGUGGUGCUGAGGAGAACAAUCGGCCCUGAUCUUACUGAAUGAAAGAAUAGGAAUUAAGGGCUGAAUGGCCUACUUGUGUUCUUUUUCUUAUAGUAAUCCACAAACUAAUAUUAACUAGUCUAAAAUACUAGUCUAAAAUCCUCCCUUUAUGUAGACAAACAGCAGGGGACCAGUGGCACUUCUCCAGAAUCAGAAAAGCAAAUGAAGUUGAGCUUUUUUCCUACGUCAUGGAUGAGGGACAUACUAGAGAUAACACAAGCCUGUCUUCAUGGCCUACAAUAAUCCAAGCCUGCCCAUAAUUAUUAAAUAUGAUUAUUGUGCUGUGUCCCUUCAUAGGCUUUAUUUGCUCAUUAAACUUCCUACAGUAAAUGUCAGUUUGUGGCCAAAUUUGUCAGGAGCUUUGUGUGUUCUCUAACAAAUUAAUCUGCUGUUAAUUUGUCAGGAGGUGCACUUUCCACCAGAAAGUGCUUGACUGCUGUUUCUUAGUUUUUCUUGGGCUUGUGAUUGGUUCAAUGUUCAAAGUAAAUUUAUUGUCAAAGUACAUAUAUGCUACCACAUAUUAUCUUGAGAUUCAUUUUCUUGCAGGCAUUUAUGGGGAAAAAGUAAAUAGAAUUUUACAAAAAUCUAUACAUGAACAGAUUAAGACUGACAAAUACCAAUGUGAAAAAGUCAAACUGUGCAAAUAAAAUUUAUACUGUGAACAUGAGUUGUAAAGAGGGCUUGAAAGUGAGUCUAUAGGCAGUCGAAUCAGUUCAGAGUAGUGGUGAAUGAAGUUAUCCACACCGGCUCAAGAGCCUGAUUGGUUUUGCAGUCUGUACAGCGUACACAGUCCCAAGGCUGGAGAUAGUCUAAAUAAUCAGACACAAGGACUGUUCGCAAACUGUCCAAAAGCAAACUGUUGUAAUCUGGUAGGAGUGAAUCCUUAAACUGUUCCCAAAGUCACUUCAGGCCUCACUGAAUGUGAGAGAGGGUUUCUAAAGAUGAUGACAGGCAUUGAUCGUGUGGAUAGUCAGAGGCUUUUUCCCCAGGGCUGAAAAGGUUGUCACAAGAGGACACAGGUUUAAGGUACUGGAGAGUGAGUACAGAGGAGAUGUCAGGGGUAAGGUUUUUACUCAGAGAGUGGUGAGUGAGUGGAAUGGGCUGCCAGCAACAGUGGUGGAGGUGGAUACGAUAGGGUCUUUUAAGAGACUCCUGGAUAGGUACAUGGAUCUUAAAAAAUAGAGGGCUAUGGGUAAGCCUAAUUUCUAAGGUAGGGACAUGUUUGGCACAACUUUGUGGGCCAAAGGGCCUGUAUUGUGCUGUAGGUUUUCUAUGUUUCUAUGUUUAAAUUAAGCAAGUGAAUGCAUUCAUUUAGAAAUCUUAAGCACAAAAAUGGUCAUCUCAUAUUCUUGUGAAAGUUGACUUCAAAAACCAUUACCUGCUGUUAUCAUCACUGGCCUGCUUCCUUCCACAGCUCCUAACCUCUAUCCUACACUACUAAAGAAAAUUACCCGCACAGUUCUGCUGUGAUUAAUUGUCACCUUUGGAAAUUGCACCAUUCCUACAUAUUACUUAGCAAGGUACAAGGUAGGGAAAUUUAAAUAUUACAACAAGCUGGCUCUAUUUUAUAGCCCAACUGUUGCACAGGGUGACUGAGGAGAACCCAAGUGCAGGACACAACACGUCGACUGAGUUGGGGAUGCUGGCAUAGAUGUGAACGUAGAACAGCCAACCGGAGGAAUCUUGACAAGGAGACGGGAUUUACAGGGACUAUCUUGAAACUACAGCUGAACUUAAAACUUAACGGUUCUAAUCGGACAAGGGAACAAAGUAUCACACAAGAAUAGACCAACAAACUGGCAACCUGUGAUAGUGAUGCCAUCAUACUUAUUUCACAGUCUCUGAUGAAAACCAGGUAUACUGUAAUUAAGUAAACUAGCAGCAAUUGAAAAUCUAAUGACUGAAAUUAAGGCAUAAUCAGGGAGAAAGGAGCGUUAGAGGGGAACAGCCAACCAGAAUCAUGACACCAUCUCCUCUGUGGACAGAUACAUGGUGUACAUUCUCUGCCCCAUAAAGCUACCAUCUACCCCAAAUACAGUUUGUAAAUCUA